AGCCGAGGGGGCGUCGCUAAGCCGGGCCGGGAGAAGGACGGCGGCCAGGAGUCCUAGUCCUGGAAGGGAUGGAGGAGCCCGGGGCCGACUGCGCGGUAGCCUUCGCCGAGGCCCAGAGAUGGGUGGAGGCAGUAACAGAGAAGAAUUUUGAAACAAAGGAUUUUCGAGCUUCUCUAGAGAAUGGUGUUCUGUUGUGUGAUUUGGUUAAUAAACUUAAGCCUGGUGUCAUUAAGAAGAUUAAUAGAUUAUCCACACCUAUAGCAGGUUUGGAUAAUAUAAACGUUUUUUUGAAAGCUUGUGAACAGAUUGGAUUGAAAGAAGCCCAGCUUUUCCAUCCUGGGGAUCUACAGGAUUUAUCCAACCGAGUCACUGUCAGGCAAGAAGAGACUGAUAGGAGAGUGAAAAAUGUUUUGAUAACACUGUACUGGUUGGGAAGAAAAGCACAAAGUAACCCGUACUAUAAUGGACCCUAUCUUAAUUUGAAAGCAUUUGAGAAUCUUUUAGGACAAGCUCUGACUAAGGCUCUUGAAGACACUAGCUGUCUGAAAAGGAGUGGCAGGGACAGUGGUUACGGUGAUAUCUGGUGUGCUGAACGUGGAGAUUUUCCUACUUCUCCAGGCAACCAUAAGCGAGAAGAUUCAUUUGAAAGCUUGGACUCUUUGGGGUCUAGAUCAUUCACAAGCUGCUCCUCUGAUAUUACGUUGAGAGGGGGACGUGAGGGUUGCGAAAGUGACACAGAUUCUGAAUUUACAUCCAGAAUGCAGGAUUAUAAUAAAGAUGAUAUGUCCUAUCGAAGGAUUUCAGCAAUUGAACCAAAAACUGCUUUACCGUUCAAUCGUUUUUUGCCCAAUAAAAGUAGACAGCCAUCCUAUGUGCCAGCGCCAUUGAGAAAGAAAAAGCCGGACAAAAACGAGGAUAACAGAAGAAGUUGGGCCAGCCCAGUCUAUCCAGAAGCAGAUGGAACAUUUCCAAGUGGACACACAGGGAAUCCUUUAAUUUCCCAUCAAAUUAGCAGAGCAGAGUGGGAUUUUUCAAAUCCAGCUUGCUAUCAGAAGGAGGUGUAUGGUUCUGAAAGUGGUUCUGACUCCGAGGAUGAACGAAGGUUGCCUGACAUAGUUUUGGAUGACUUAGCCAACCGUAGAUUCCGAGUGAAAAAGAGGCCUGAGUGUUUCAUCUCGAAAACCACCUCUCCUAGCUCUUGCUCACAAAGGUUUCCUCCUGCUGACCCAUUAGCCACUGGGCUGUACAAAUUGACGAGUAACGAGAGGAGAACUUGGGGCACAAAUGUCGAGAAUUGUCCAACCGUACAAGAAACUUCAAGCUCCUCUUGUUACUUGGAAGAGGAAAGAGAAAAGACAAGGACACCCAACACCAUAAAGGAUGAUCUUUAUGUGCGAAAGCUAAGUCCCAUCAUGCCAAACCCAGGGAAUGCUUUUGAUCAGUUUCUUCCCAAAUGUUGGAUCCCAGAAGAUGUGAACUGGAAAAGAAUAAAGAGAGAAACUUACAAACCAUGGUAUAAAGAAUUUCAGGGAUUCAGGAGGAAUUCAGAUUCUGAGGAUGAGGAUUUGGGCUCUGACAGAAGCUCCUCCAUAUUUAGUAGAAUCCAAAAAGCAAAGCAUAGGCUAGACAGCAACUGCCAAAGACGUUCACUCUUGCUGGAAUUGGCUACCAAAGGGGCCAGGAGCUCCCGGAACACCCAUGCAGCCAGGAGAACCAGUGGUUCUGCGGAUGAGCCCAGUCAGUUUUUAUUACUUCAGGCACUCCAAACAUAUUCUGAUGACAUCUUAGCUUCUGAAACAAAUAUCAAAAUUGAUCCCACUGCCGGCCCAAGGCUCAUAACACGCAGAAAGAAUCUCUCUUCUGCACCAGGGUAUAAAAGAGAUGACCUUGAGAUGCCAACUCUAGAUCCUGACUUGGAGAAUGAUGAUUUCUUUGUCAGAAAGACUGGGGCUUUUCAUGCAAAUCCAUAUGUUCUCCGGGCUUUCGAAGACUUGAGAAGGUUUUCCGAGCCAGAUGAUUCUGUAGAGCGAGAUAUAAUUCUGCAGUGUAGAGAAGGUGAACUUGUACUCCCAGAUCUAGAAAAAGAUGACAUGAUUGUUCGCCGAAUUCCAGCGCAGAAGAAAGAGGUGCCUCUGUCAGGGGCCCCAGAGAGAUACCAACCAGUCCCUCUCCCCGAACCCUGGACUCUUCCUCCAGAAAUUCAAGCAAAAUUUCUCUGCGUACUUGAAAGGACACACCCAUCCAAAGAAAAAAGAAAGAGCUGUGGAGUGUUAGUGCCUUCCUCCAGGAAGAAGAGAGAUGACAUGUUGACUCGCAAGAUCCAGUCUUGGCAGCUGGGGACGACUGUGCCUCCUGUCAGUUUCACUCCUGGUCCCUGCAGUGAGGCGGACCUGCGGAGGUGGGAGGCCAUCCGAGAGGCCAGCCGACUUAGGCACAGGAAACGGCUGAUGGUUGAGAGACUCUUUCAAAAGAUUUAUGGUGAGAAUGGGAGUAAGUCCAUGAGUGAUGUCAGCGCAGAGGAUAUUCAGAACUUGCGUCAGCUGCGUUACGAGGAGAUGCAGAAAAUAAAAUCACAAUUAAAAGAACAAGAUCAGAAAUGGCAAGAUGACCUUGCAAAAUGGAAAGAUCGUCGAAAAAGCUACACUUCAGAUCUGCAGAAGAAAAAAGAAGAGAGGGAAGAAAUUGAAAAGCAGGCACUUGAGAAGUCCGAGAGAAGCUCUAAGACCUUUAAGGAAAUGCUGCAGGACAGGGAAUCCCGAAACCAAAUGUCCACAGUGACAUCGAGGAGGAGGUUGCAUUCUAAUGAUGAUGUGUUGAAUGAAGAGAUGCUUUCUCCUACACUGACUAUGUCAGAAGCAAGUUACCAGAGUGAGAGAGUAGAAGAGAAGGAAACCAUGUAUUCUACAGAAAUUCCUAAACAAGAUUCUACAACUUUUGUGAAAAGAGAGGACGCUGUAACCACUGACAUUCAGCUACCUUCUCAAAGCCCCAUGGAAGAACAACUCCCAGACUCUUUGUCUUCUCAGCAUUCACCAAGUACACGAAUGCAGUCGACUCGAGUUUCAGCCUCUCUCCCCAGAAGUUACCAGAAAACCGAUACAGCCAGGUUAACAUCUGUGGUCACACCGAGACCUUUUGGCUCUCAGACGAGGGGAAUCUCAUCACUCCCAAGAUCCUACACGAUGGAUGAUGCUUGGAGGUAUAAUGGAGAUGUAGAAGAUGAUAAGAGAACUCAGAACAGCUUUGUCAGCACCUCUGUGCAAAAACCGGACACAAGCCAGCUUGCUUCCAGCAAGUCCAGCGAGACAGAGAUAGCAGCGGUGGGAGAAGGUGUGAUGGGGCUGCCCUCUCCUACACCCUCCUUCUCAUCACUUUCCCAGGACCAAGCUGCCACUUCUAAAGCCACACUGUCUUCAUCAUCUGGCCCUGAUUUAGUGUCUGAGCUUGGAGAAGGGAGAAGCUCACCACAGACGGAGGUCUCAAGAUCACAGGAUCAGUUCAGUGAUAUGAGAAUCAGCAUAAACCAGACGCCUGGGAGCGGUCUUGACUUUGGGUUUACGGUAAAAUGGGCAUUUUCUGGGAUCUUCGUUGCAUCAGUUGAAGCAGGUAGUCCAGCAGAAUUUUCUCAGCUGCAGGUAGAUGAUGAAAUUAUUGCUAUUAACAACACUAAGUUUUCAUAUAAGGACACAAAAGAGUGGGAGGCAACCAUGGCUAAUGCUAAAGAAACUGGAAACCUAGUAAUGGAUAUCAGGCGCUAUGGAAAGUCUGACUGGGGCAAAGACCAACCUUCCCUGCCAUUUAUACGUCAUAAAACCCUCAAUCUCACCAGUAUGGCUACCAAAAUUAUAGGUUCACCUGAAACAAAGUGGAUUGAUACAACUUCUGGAAUUUACAAUUCUGAUAAAUCUUCAAGUCUGUCAAUAACGACUGAUUUCUCAGAAAGCCUCCAGCAUUCUAAUACUGAAUCUAAGGAAAUUAAUGGGAUCCGUGAUGAAAGUAAUACUUUUGAAUCGAAAGCCUCUGAACCUAUUUCUUUGAAAAACUUAAAAAGGCGAUCACAAUUUUUUGAACAAGGGUCAUCAGGCUUUUCUUACAGUUCAUGGGUCUACCUCUGUGGAAGCUCGGAUUCUGUGGUUCCUGAUCUUCCCGUUCCGACGCUCAGUACCCCAAGCCGCUGGGCGUGGGAUCAAGAGGAGGAGCGCAGGCGGCAGGAGAGAUGGCAGAGGGAGCAGGACCGCCUGCUGCAGGAGAAAUAUCAACGUGAGCAGGAGAAACUCAGGGAAGAGUGGCAGAGGGCUCAGCAGGAAGCUGAAAGAGAGAACUACAAGUACUUGAACGAGGAACGGAUGGUCCUGAGCUCACACAGCCUUUCCCGGCCCACUCGGGAGCCCGCAGUUGCCACCUGGGAAACCGCCUGGGGCGAGGGUUCCAAGUCAUCAGACCGGGAAGGCACCCGAGCAGGAGAAGAGGAGAGGAGACCACAGCAGAAGGAGGAUGAGGAGGAGGACCAAAGAAAGAGGCUGCAGGAGCAGCUCGCCCUGGAGAGAGAGAGGAAACUGAAGGAGCAACAGGAUCAAGAAGAGCAGGAGCGGCGUCGGCGUCAAGAGGAGGCCCAGGAGCAGAAGCCCCAGGCAGAAAGAGAGAGGGAAACCACAGUCAAAAUAUACCAGUACAGAAGGCCUAUUGAUUCCUAUGAUAUACCAAAGAGAGAAGAACAAUCUUCAGGGUUGCUUCCUAGUGACAGGAAUAAAUCCAGAUCCACUACCGAACUGGAUGGUUACCCUGCAAAUAAAAAUGGAGGCAAUAAAUAUUCAGACCAAAUUGGGAGCACUAGCUCAUCACAGAGGAGCUCCAAGAAGGAACAAGCCCCAUCAGAAGCAGAGUUAGAGAGACAACAAAUUCUUCAAGAAAUGAGGAAGAGGACAUCUCUUCUCAAUGACAAUAGCUGGAUCCGACAGCGCAGUUCCAGUGUAAAUAAAGAGCCGAUUUGUCUGCCUGGGAUUAUGAGAAGAGGUGAAUCUCUAGAUAACCUGGAUUCCCCAAGAUCCAGUUCUUGGAAACCAUCCCCUUGGUUCAAUCAGCCUUCAGGAGUCCGUGCUUCUUCCUCUGUUCAAGACUUUAGUCGCCCCCCUCCUCAGCUGGUGUCCACGUCGAACCGUGCCUACAUGCGGAAUCCAUCUUCCAGCAUCCCCCCUCCUUCUUCAGCUGGUUCUGUGCAGACCACCACCGCACCUUCUCCCACACCACACAGUCCUUCUCCUUCACUAUCACAGUCGGGCUCCCAGCUACGCAGCAGGUCAGUGAGUGGGAAGCGCGUGUGCUCCUACUGUAAUAGCAUUCUGGGCAAAGGAGCUGCCAUGAUCAUCGAGUCCCUGGGUCUUUGUUAUCAUUUGCAUUGUUUUAAGUGUGUGGCCUGCGAGUGUGACCUCGGAGGCUCCUCCUCAGGAGCCGAAGUCAGAAUCAGAAACCAUCAACUGUACUGCAACGACUGCUAUCUCAGAUUCAAAUCUGGACGGCCAACUGCCAUGUGAUGUAAACCUCCACACGAAAGCACUGUUGCAGAUAGAAGAAGAGGUGGUUUCUGCUGAUGUAGAUCUAUAAAUACGUGUUGUAUGUCUUUUGCUCUUUUUUAAAAAGGAUAACACUUUUUUAAAAAACAUUUUUGUCUCUCUAGAUUACAUCAGAGCAUUAUAGUCUUGGUAGAACCUGUAUUUUUGUUGUUUA
Canis lupus familiaris (dog) is the source of this 5724-nucleotide messenger RNA. It is a transcript of the gene LMO7, whose product is annotated as LIM domain 7. The record is from RefSeq and is a predicted model, not a curated record. The coding region runs from base 69 to 5531 and encodes 1820 amino acids. Lineage: Eukaryota; Metazoa; Chordata; Mammalia; Carnivora; Canidae. Gene Ontology annotation, biological process: regulation of signaling; regulation of cell adhesion. The transcript is spliced from 35 exons. Gene Ontology annotation, molecular function: protein binding.